Molecule: messenger RNA, 459 nt
Organism: Peniophora sp. CBMAI 1063
Lineage: Eukaryota; Fungi; Basidiomycota; Agaricomycetes; Russulales; Peniophoraceae
Source: the annotation of a GenBank genome assembly
AUGCACAUCAAGGCAGGCAUUCUCACAGCCAUAGGCGGCAUACUUGUUGGCGCGUCAGCGCGGAGUACUACAAAUUCGACACUAUCUGUGCACUAUGGCAUCGUGAUAUUCCCCGCGUUCCAGGCGCUCGAUGUCUUCGGUCCGCUCGACGUCUUCAACAUGUUGGCGUUCAACUACAACAUCACACUCACUCAUCGCCUCGACCCUCGACCCCGUCUCAUCAAAGCCGCGCGCCAUGCAACUGGGAUCCAAUUUUUCCGAAACAAUUCUACCUACACACACGUUCGCCGACUCUCCGAAGGAUCUGGAUGUACUGAUUAUCCCUGGCGGGCCUGGACUAUCUGCUAUCGGUGUGCACUGGAGCCGCCCUUGCAGCUCAAGCGGGCGUAUUGGACGGACGAAAUGCCACUACGAAUAAGCGCCCGUACGAUGGGUCACCUCGUCGGGCCCAAAUGUUAA